AUGAAGGCAUUCCUCGUCACCUCGAAGCUUACGCUGCUGUUGCAGCUGCUCUGGCACUCUGCAUCUAUACCCGCACCGGUGACAGCACUGGGACUCAUCAAGGUUCGUUACGGAUACUUCCCAGAGGCGCGUCCUAUACAUGCCGCGUGCGCUCGUGGAUUCUUUGACUUCUACGAUGCCCCCACGGAGACGACGUACAUGGUUGCAUGCUACCCGCAGACUUCGGGUGGAUACGCUGCAAGUCGUUUGGACAAUAGCCAGCUACAUAUCGCCAAUCUGGGGAGCACACCCGCUGCAAUGGCCAUCGCUCGAGGCAUUGACAUUCAAGUACUGUACGUAUCCCACUAUAUGGGAGAAUCUCAGGGCAUCUACGUCCGGCCCUCCAACCCUCCGUACAAAGCCAUUCAAACGCCCUUCGACCUCGAGGGGCGCACCAUUGCGGUUCCCUUUGGGUCCACGAUGCACUACCAGGUACUAUUCCUCGUUGAUCUAUUUGGGCUGGCUGGGUCAGUCAAGCUCCUUGACUUGUCACCCACUCAGAUCAUCGAAGCGUGGAAUGCCAACGAAAUUGAUGCUGGCGCGUGUUGGGGACUUGCACGAGAUCACUUGCUGACGAACGGCAAAGCUGAAACGCUUUUGACGGCAGCAGAUUUGGCAAAUUGGGGAAGACCCACCUUUGUGGUAGUGGCCGCCACGCGACAAUUCGCGUCCAAACAUACAAACUUUAUCAAUCACUUUGUUGCCAUUCUCAGCAGACUCAACGAUAGCUUCAUUGAUCGAUUGGGAGGGAGCGACAUUCAGAACGUGCUGAGAUGGGAAGGACAACAAACGUUGGCAGGAAGUUCGUACAUGCCUUCAUUGGUCGAUGCAUUGAUGUUUCCGCAAGAAACACCUCGCAAUCCAUCUCGAAGCAGCCUUAUCAAACAAAGAAAUUUCCUCGAGCUCUUCCACCAACUACCCGCAGGUCUCCAAUUGUCGUGUAACUAUUUGGGACCCAUGCCCGGAGCUUGCACCAAGCCAACGUUGGUGCACGAAACACUCAAAGAUACUGCGAACUUCUUGUUGGGUCAAAAGGUCAUUGCCACGUUGGGGAGACUCGAGCAACUGUCGGAUGAUGCAAAUGGAUGUCAACAGAAUCCAAACUCUUCGUCAGUCACGCCAUUUUGUGCCAGUGACAUCGUUGACGGUUCUUUCCUUGCGGCAGCGCAGCGAGUAUGUUCCAACUGUUAUCCAGUGGGGCUGUACGCCGCAGGUGGUUCGACGACGGGCAACGACAAUCUAUUGAGCGAACUGGAACGACUCGACGCCCAAUCCUUGAAGUCUCGAAGUCUCCGUUUGCGGAAAGUGAGGUUGGACGGAGGCCCCAAGGCGACUCAACGUCUACCUGGAAAGAGUUAUUCCGACAACCUGAAUUGUUGGUGGGAAAUUCGUGCAGUGGAUUGCAAUGAUCCGGACCAACAAGCGUGCAAUAGGUUGGUAGAUAUCGAGCUGACGUCUCUUCGUCUUUGGUCUGGCGACUUCAUCCGAAUAUACUCGGACCCGAUAUUCAAGAGAUGCCAACCAGAUUCCACAUCCAACGUGCUCGUGGCCCAACUUUCAGGAUUCCAGGAGCGUUCGUCAUUGCCCAACUUCCGGGGAAGGGGGUGUCUCCUCUUCCAGUUUCAAACAGACGGCAACGCCGAAAAGUCUUAUGGGGACAACUUAGGCGAUGGGUUCACAGCCAUAUUUGAUCGAAGCGCAAGCCCCUGCAGAGAUGCUUCCCACUGCAAUGGCAACGCUUGUCUUGAUGGGAUGUGUUCUUGCCCUGGUACCUUGUUUGGAGCUGCAUGUACCCAUGACCGCUACUGCUUGGGAACCACCCAAAAAGCUCUGAAACCGGGGGAAGUCUUCACUAUUCGGAGUUCCCUGUCCUCAACCUUGGCUAGCAUUCAAAGUGCAGACCCCAACGGCAUUGUCAAGCCCACCGAAGCCUACAGGAAUGACCUUGAUUGUUCUUGGGACUUGUCAGUUCCGCCUGGCCACGUGGUGAAGGCAACUGUUUCCCAUGAUUUGGAAUUACACGAUUUUCUAUACCUGCAGACGGGUGCAUUGAGCUAUGGCCAGGGACGCAGUCCUCAGUCCUACACGGUUUUGACAGGCACAAAUAAAGGUGAUUCUGCUGACUACUACCUUCCUUCAGAUGCAAAUGGCUACGCAAGCUUGCAUUUCAAGACAGACUCUCGUGGUCGCCGUAGAGGUUUUUACGCAAAGCUCCAGGCAAUUGACCCCUCUGGAGUUCAACCUGAAGGAACGCCGUGUCCUAUACCGGGCUACAGCGGGAGAAACUGUGAAGUCCCGCAUUGCGUUGCAAACAACGACUUCCAAUCACCAAAGCAAUCGUCGGACAUUGUGGCUUCCCACGUGCUAGGUCGAGUGGUGAGUCAGGCAGACGGCAUGCCAGUCAGAGCAGCUCCUUGGGCUCCUGACGGCGGAUGCCUCUGGAAUAUUCAAGACAUACCUACUGAGGAAGUAGUCGCAAUCCGCUUCGUCUUCAAUUCUCCGCUCGAUUUGGAACCGCGGCCCGCCUUUGCCACUGGAGACAGUUUGGUGCUCAAAACGUCCACUGGAAAGGAAACUAUGUUCUUCAUGGAAUCAUGUGAAAGAAACGACACAUGUUCUUUCCCCUGGCAGACUGGCUCGUGCACCAGAGGUGGAUGCGAAGUUCAGGAGGCAGUUGAAGCAAAGGUUGACAAAUCUUCCACCAUUCGUUUCGUAACUGACAGAAAUGAUGGUGGGCUUGAGUACCGGUACGCUGGGCUUGAUUUUGAUGCCUUGCUUGUCGAAGAAUGCCCAACUCAAGCAGGAAUGAAACACUGCGAAGCAGCAAACUCAAACGGGAGGUGUUUUCAUGGGCUCUGCUAUUGCGCAGGGGGUGUCCCCUGUGCGUGCCCUUGCGAAGGCGAACCACCCAGCACAGUCGCAGCGAAAGUGGGGCUCACGGUUGGCAUAGUUGUUCCACUCUUUAUGAUGCUCGUCGGUGGCUUUCUAUUCUACCGCCGGCGCAAGAUAUUGGCAUCUCGAGAGCAGAAAAGAAUAAUUGCAGAAAAGGAGGCUGAGCUGGAGGCGUUCCGUGAUUCCAUUGUCGGUAUGAGAGUCGCCGUGCGAGAAUAUGUGCCAGUGCCAAUGAAGACAAAGAAAGGCAGAGCAUUGUCAAAGACAAAGUCUUUGAGACUUUCCGUCACGAAGGAGCCUCCCAAAAUCGUUUGGUGUUGGGAGGAGACGACUCAUCUGAUGGGAAGUCACACUCCAAGUAGAAUCUUUGGUGAUCCAAAAGACUGUUGGAUUCGCUAUGACAAGAAAUGCAGCGCCAUGCUGGAGGAUGCCUACCAAAACAAAUCUGGUGGGUGCCGUCCUCUGAAAGGCUACUUUGUAGAUACGAACGCAAUGAUCCAGACAAAGGAAGCGACCGGCUUCCAGCGAAAGGUGCAACGAGUUGUGUGCAGGAAAUCCGUGGAGGGGACAAAAGAUCUGGACCUUUCUGAGGCAAACUUUAGUGAUGGCAUGCCAACGGAACUUGCCGGGGAACCUCAGGUUGUGCUGGUAAAGGAUGACUUGAUACAGAUAUCGAAGAGACACGGGGAUUGGGCGUUUGGAACCAAGCUGUAUCAUGCGGACGAAGCAGUUGCCAGGGAACUUGUGAAACUGGCUUGCAAAGACGCUCCUAGUACAGACGAUGCGAACAUCCUUGCUGACACUGGCUGGUUUCAAGAGGAUGCAACAGCUGUUCCUACGGGCGACCAACUAACUGCUUUGCAGGCCAAAGUUGGAGAUACAAACGCUCUGGACGCCCCUAGUCACUGGAUCCCAGUGACGGAUCCAACCGUGGCCGAAAGGCACCCCCUGAGUGUUGGCGAUACGGAGCGAGAUGUCGUUGUUUCUGCUUUUUUGAAGUCCCUCAAGCCACCGCAAUUCAAAAAGAAAGUCAGGGUUUCAACUGUGGAAAGAGUUCAAAACCUGGCCAUGUGGCAGAGCUUUGUUGUCAAACGACAGACCAUUUGCUGGCGUGAAACAGAGAUGCUCGAUGAUGGCUCCUCGAAGGAUGUACAAAAACGUGCUCUCGAGCGUAUUGAACGGCGGUGGCUUUGGCACGGAACGAAUGCCGAAGUGAUGGACAAGAUCAUGCAGCAAGGGUUCAACCGAAGCUUUUGCGGAAAGAAUGCAACCAUGCACGGCAAGGGCGUCUACUUUGCGAGAGAUGCUUCGUACUCUGCUUCUGAGGUUUAUGCGGUUCCUGACAAGCAUGGCUACCAGUACAUGCUGGCGUGCCGUGUUGUUGUGGGUGAGUACUGCAAAGGUGUUAUGGACGCUCUGACACCCAGCGUUCGAGACUCCGCGACGAAUAUCCUCUACGACUGCACGGUUGGAUUGCUUCCGAACGACACCAUGGCCAACCCCUCGAUUUACGUCACAUACCACGACGCCCAGGCUUAUCCAGAGUACUUGAUCCGAUUUCGGUCUCACUAG
Molecule: messenger RNA, 4503 nt
Organism: Seminavis robusta
Lineage: Eukaryota; Bacillariophyta; Bacillariophyceae; Naviculales; Naviculaceae
Source: the annotation of a GenBank genome assembly